Messenger RNA from Purpureocillium lilacinum, 1548 nucleotides. RefSeq lists its product as uncharacterized. Gene Ontology annotation, cellular component: nucleolus. Lineage: Eukaryota; Fungi; Ascomycota; Sordariomycetes; Hypocreales; Ophiocordycipitaceae. The record is from RefSeq and is a predicted model, not a curated record. Gene Ontology annotation, biological process: ribosomal large subunit assembly. Gene Ontology annotation, molecular function: protein binding.
AUGGCGACAAUUGUUCCGCCGCCGUCCAAACGGCAAAGACGGGAAGAUCUCGAGAGAACACAGAUUCAGCAGGAUGUCACCGCCGCGAGUGGCCCUGCCGGGUCGUUCAAGGCUCGGUUCCUCGACGGUGACGGGAAGCAGGUCUGCGAUGUGAUUGAGGUGCCCCUUGCGGACGCUUCCGAGAAGAACCUGUCGUUGCUGCUGAAUACGUUGUUGGCAAGGGAAAGGGAAGACUUUCUCCCCUACCGAUUCCGUAUCCAUAUUCCCGACAGCGAUAUCAUCGUGGACCAAUAUCCGACCGACCUCCUUCAACUGUUACGCAGCCAUGGCAUCGAAAACCCGUUCGAGACGACCGUCACUCUGACGGCCGAGCCGCAAUCCGUCUUCAAAGUACAGGCCGUCACACGCAUGUCGCACAGGAUACCGGGCCAUGGCGAGGCGAUUCUCGCGGCACAAUUCAGUCCCGCGACGAGCUCGCGCCUCGCGACUGGGUCUGGCGACAAGACGGCUCGGAUAUGGGACACGGAGACCGGCACGCCCAAGUACACCCUCUCCGGACACACGCAUUGGGUGCUCUGCGUCGCUUGGUCGCCCGAUGGCGCUCGGCUGGCGACGGGUAGCAUGGACAAGUCGGUGCGGUUAUGGGAUCCGCAGACGGGCAAACCCAUGGGCUCGGGCCCCCUGACCGGCCACGCGAAGUGGAUCACGAACAUGGCAUGGGAGCCGUAUCAUCUAUGGAAGGACGGGACGCCGCGGCUCGCCAGCGCAAGCAAGGACGGGACAGUGCGCGUCUGGGUCGUCAACACGGGGCGGACGGAGCACGUCCUCUCUGGACACAAGAGCUCCGUCAGCUGCGUGCGGUGGGGAGGCACGGGGCUCAUCUACACGGGCAGCCAUGACAAGGCCGUUAGGGUAUGGGACGCGGAAAAGGGCACGCUGGUGCACACGCUGUCGGCGCACGCGCACUGGAUCAACCACCUAGCGCUGUCGACCGACUUUGCCCUGCGGACGGCCUUUUUCGACCACACGCCGACGCCCGCCACCGACGAGGGAAAGCGCGCCAAGGCCAAGGAGCGGUUCGAGAAGGCGGCGCGCGUGCAGGGCAAGAUCUCGGAGCGCCUGGUGUCGGCCAGCGACGACUUCACCAUGUACCUGUGGGACCCGUCGCAGGGGACAAAGCCCGUCGCCCGCAUGGUCGGGCAUCAGAAGCAGAUCAACCAUGUGACGUUUUCACCCGACAACACCCUCAUCGCGAGUGCCGGUUGGGACAACCACACCAAGCUUUGGAGCGCAAGGGACGGCAAGUUCGUUAAUACGCUGCGCGGCCAUGUGGCGACGGUGUACCAGUGCUCCUUCUCGGCCGACUCGCGGCUGCUGGUGACGGCGUCUAAGGACACAACGCUCAAGGUGUGGUCGAUGGCGUCGCACAAGCUGGCCAUGGAUCUGCCGGGGCAUGCCGACGAGGUCUACGCCGUGGACUGGGCCCCGGACGGCAAGAGGGUAGCCAGCGGGGGCAAGGACAAGGCCGUGCGGUUGUGGCAGAAUUAG